GCUGCAUGAUGCUGCAUAAUCAUUAUACAAAUAUUUGAAAAAUACAAUUUACAAUGUUCAAGUUCAACACAAUACAACAACCAGGCUUAGUUUGUCAUACAAUAUUCAAAGCUCAAUAUAAUUUCACAACAGUUUUGGUAUGCAUUAGAAAUUUUAAGAAAAUAGCAAUAGUAAAUUAAAGUUUAUUAAAAUCAACCAAUUAAAAGUUGGAAACAAUAAUAAAUCAUGGGCAGCACAACAAACAAUAGCCAGCUCCAAUCGCGUAGCUCAGACGUCGAAGCCUUGUCUUUGCAGGGCUAUAAACUUGGCCACAAGAUCGGCGAAGGAUCGUAUGCAACCGUAAUAACAGCCCAAUAUUGCAACGAGGCGGGUAAUAGAGCAGACUUGGCUUGCAAAGUGAUUGACAAGGCGAAGGCGCCAACUGACUUUGUGAACAAGUUCUUUCCCCGCGAGCUAGAGAUCCUCACCAAACUUGAUCAUCCCAAUAUCAUACAGAUCCACAGCAUACUGCAACGUGGCCUGAAGAUCUUCAUCUUUAUGCGAUACGCUGAGAAAGGCGAUCUCCUGUCGCACAUCAAGAAGACGGGCUUCAUCAAGGAGAAGCAAUCGAAGGUCUGGUUUACACAAAUGGCCGUCGCUUUGAAGUAUUUGCAUAACCACGACAUUGCCCAUCGUGAUAUGAAGUGCGAGAAUAUUCUGCUGUCCGAACACAGCAAUGUCAAGUUGGCUGACUUUGGCUUCGCCUGCUUCUGCAGUAAUGGCGAGGGCAUGAGGUUGGCCUCCCAAACUUACUGCGGCUCAGCUGCUUAUGCCGCGCCAGAAGUUGUCAGCGGAGUGCCCUACGAUGCCCAGAUGGCGGAUGCCUGGUCAUUGGGUGUCAUACUCUUCAUCAUGCUGAACGGCAAGAUGCCGUUUGAUGACAGCAAUCUGAGCAAACUGCUCGAGGAUCAGCGUUGUAUGCGCUUCGCCUUUCGGCGCAAGUUGCACGAUGUCAUCACGCCACAGGCAAAGGCUGCUGUGGCCGUGCUGCUGGAGCCGAAUCCAGCGACACGCUGGGAUAUGCAUGAAAUACUUAACUGCAGUUGGCUGCUCAUGGAUAAGAAGAACGAAAAGUAAUUGUAAAGUGAAGUGCCAAUCAAGUGCCAAUGAAACUUGAAUUUUGAUUCCGAAACUAAAAUAAUAUUUGGCUUAAUGUUUUUAAAAAAUUGUAAAGAUUCGAUAAAUAUAUUUCUAAAUUGAA
This is a messenger RNA of Drosophila albomicans, 1240 nucleotides long. Its product is annotated as testis-specific serine/threonine-protein kinase 1-like. Lineage: Eukaryota; Metazoa; Arthropoda; Insecta; Diptera; Drosophilidae. The coding region runs from base 226 to 1116 and encodes 296 amino acids. Gene Ontology annotation, biological process: autophagy; peptidyl-serine phosphorylation. The transcript is spliced from 2 exons. Gene Ontology annotation, molecular function: protein serine/threonine kinase activity; ATP binding. Gene Ontology annotation, cellular component: cytoplasm. The record is from RefSeq and is a predicted model, not a curated record.